This is a messenger RNA of Heterostelium album PN500, 1431 nucleotides long. Its product is annotated as tRNA-splicing endonuclease subunit SEN54 family protein. Gene Ontology annotation, cellular component: tRNA-intron endonuclease complex. NCBI's taxonomy places the organism in Eukaryota, Evosea, Eumycetozoa, Acytosteliales, Acytosteliaceae. The record is from RefSeq and is a predicted model, not a curated record. The transcript is spliced from 4 exons. Gene Ontology annotation, biological process: tRNA-type intron splice site recognition and cleavage. Bases 1 to 1431 code for a protein of 476 amino acids.
AUGUUAAUAAAGAAGAGAUCUAUCAACGAUGUAGAACCAGAUUCAAAGAAAGCAAAUAAAAAGCUAUCGGUCAAAGAUGAUCCUUUACAGGAAGAUGAAGAGAUAAAAAUGACAUUUGAACAAUGGAAAGAGGAGUUAUAUGAUCAUAAUAAAUCUUCUUCAAUGUAUGUUACUUUGAUAUCAAAUCGUUAUUAUAGAGAUAGAUAUUUAAUCAAACUAUUAUUAAUAUGUAUUAAAUCUAUAAGUAAUCAAUUGUCAAGAGCAGAAUAUCAAGAGCAAACCAAAACAUUCUUGGUGAUAAAUAGAAAAGGUAGAUACUACGAGAGUAUGGGACAUACUGUUGGAGGUAAACUCUAUCUUCAUAUUGAGGAGGCUAUGUACUUAGCAUCAAUAGGUGCAAUGGAGAUAUACUAUAAAGAUGCACCUCUCGUACUACAAGAGUGUUACAAGUUAUUCGAAACUGAUUAUUGUAACUUCCCAUUCUCAAACUAUCAAGUUUACUCGUUUCUAAAGAAACAAGGUUAUCAUCUAUUAAGAUAUAUCAAUGCAUCUUCGAACACCAACUACAACAACAGCAGCAAUAGUAGUAAAUCAAAUAAGUUUAUAUUUACAGAGAAUGAAAGAAAUAGAAUAUUAAAAUCAUUACCUAAAUCAGUAUUAACAACAACUACAACAACUACAACAACAAGUUUAACAAAUAAUAAUAGUUAUAAACAAGCUAAUAUUAAAUUUUCAAGAAAUUGGUGGAAUGAAAUGAAUGAUGUUAGUGAAUGUUCUGUAAAUAACGAGAAACAAAUGGUCUACGUUGAGAAUAAGGAAAAUGAAUGUAAACAAACCAGUGUAGACUAUCAUAUUGCGAUGCAAUUAGAAUAUCAAGAUAAUCAGCACAACAAUAGAAACAAUAAGAUAGCUAAUCGAUACAACAAGAAUAAAGAUAAUAAUUUUAUAAUAUUAGAAUCAAAGUUUAAUAAUAAUAAUAGUAGUAAUAUGAAUAGCAAUAGUAGUAAUCCUAGAUUUAAAAUGAAAUCAUUAGUAAAUAUUGCAGGUCAAUUAAAUAAUAAUCAAACAUUAAAUUCAAUCAAUCGAAGACUACGUAUAUUUUCACCAUUAUCUAUGGAUAAAGUUAAUAAUAUCAAUAAUAAUAACAAAAAUAAUAAUAAUAGUAAUCAACAACAAUGUUUAACGAUCGACUACAAUGUAUAUAAACCUGGUUCAUUUAAAAAGACAUCACCUGGUAAACCUGACUUUAGAAUCAUUAUUAAAACAUUCAAAGAGAAGGUUCCUGAUUUUAAAGAUAUUCAAAGAUUACUAAGUUUGAACGACGAUCAAGUUCCACUAAGAUUCUGUGUGGUUGCAAUGAAUGAUAUUUCAUUCUUCUCACUUGAAAUAAAAGAUAUUCUUACUUUGGAAUAUUUGCUUAAAACCGAUUAA